AUGCUCGACCCGUCCUCCAGUGAGGAAGAGUCCGAGGAGGUACUGGAGGAAGAGAGACGAGAGGUGCUAGUGGUGGCCAGCAGCUCACAGAGAUCCCAUCCGGCGGCUCACCGAGAGCUCGGGCGCCAGGGAGGCGGCGGCGGCGGCGGCGGAGGGGCGGCUAGACCGGCCAGCCCCAGCCCCUCGGUGCGCAGCGAAAGCAGGGAAGAGCAGGAGCGGCUGCAGAAAGAGGAGAGCGACAAGCGGCUUCGGCUGCAGCUCUACACCUUCAUCGCGCGCUGCAUCGCCUACCCCUUCAACGCCAAGCAGCCCACAGACAUGGCCCGCAGGCAGCAGAAGCUGAACAAGCAACAGCUACAGGUUGUGAAGGAGCGCUUCCAGGCUUUUCUCAAUGGAGAGACACAAAUUGUGGCUGAUGAAGCAUUUUGCAAUGCAGUUCGAAGUUAUUACGAGGUUUUUCUCAAAAGUGAUCGAGUUGCCAGAAUGGUCCACAGUGGAGGAUGUUCUGCGAACGACUUUAGAGAUGUCUUUAAGAAGAACAUAGAAAAGCGGGUCCGAAGCUUGCCUGAAAUUGAUGGAUUAAGUAAAGAGACUGUGCUCAGUUCUUGGAUAGCUAAAUAUGAUGCCAUUUACCGAGGAGAAGAGGACUUGUAUAAACAGUCGAACCGGAUGGCUUUAAGUGCUGUAUCGGAACUUAUUUUGAGCAAAGAACAGCUUUACGAAAUGUUUCAGCAGAUUCUCAGCAUCAAGAAACUGGAGCACCAGUUGAUCUACAAUGCUUGCCAACUGGACAACGCAGAUGAACAGGCAGCUCAAAUUAGACGGGAACUUGAUGGGCGCCUCCAGCAGGCUGACCAAAUGGCAAAAGAAAGAAAAUAUCCAAAGUUUGUGGCGAGAGAAAUGGAGCAGAUGUAUAUAGAAGAAUUACGGUCUUCAGUGAAUUUGCUAAUGGCAAAUUUGGAAAGCCUUCCAGUUUCUAAAGGUGGCCCAGAAUGUAAACUACAGAAGUUAAAACGAUCACAGAAUUGUGCUUUCUUGGAUAUAGGAGAUGAAAAUGAAGUUCAGUUGUCAAAAUCAGAUGUGGUGUUGUCAUUCACAUUGGAGAUUGUUAUUAUGGAAGUUCAAGGUUUAAAGUCACUUGCUCCCAACCGCAUUGUCUACUGCACAAUGGAAGUGGAAGGAGGGGAGAAACUCCAGACAGACCAAGCAGAAGCAUCAAGACCACAAUGGGGAACUCAAGGGGAUUUCACCACAACUCAUCCUCGGCCUGUUAUCAAAGUUAAACUUUUUACAGAGAGCACUGGAGUCCUGGCCCUUGAAGAUAAGGAGCUAGGAAGAGUGAUAUUGUACCCAACAUCCAACAGCUCAAAAUCACCCGAGCUGCAUAAAAUGGUUGUCCCCAAAAACAGCCAAGACUCUGAUUUGAGGAUAAAGUUGGCUGUGAGGAUGGAUAAACCGCCACACAUGAAGCACUGCGGGUAUUUGUAUGCUCUCGGACAGAAGGUAUGGAAAAGAUGGAAAAAGCGUUACUUUGUUCUUGUACAGGUUAGCCAGUACACAUUUGCUAUGUGCAGCUAUAGAGAGAAGAAAUCUGAGCCUCAGGAAUUAAUGCAGCUUGAAGGAUACACGGUGGACUAUACAGCACCUCAUUCAGGUCUCCAAGGUGGUCAGAUGUUCUUCAAUGCUGUAAAAGAAGGUGACACUGUGAUAUUUGCCAGUGAUGAUGAGCAGGAUAGAAUCCUGUGGGUUCAAGCCAUGUACAGAGCAACAGGCCAGUCCUAUAAGCCCAUCCCUGCGAGUCAGGCACAGAAGAUGAACUCAAAAGGUAGCAAUAUCCACAUCGAUCUGUCACAGAGUAAGUUUGUUUUGUUUGCUGCCGAUCGUGCUCAGAAGCAUGGCAUGGAUGAGUUUAUUUCUGCUAAUCCUUGCAAGUUUGACCAUGCCACACUCUUUAGAGUACUUCAGAGGCAAACCCUGGAUCACCGAUUGAAUGAUUCCUAUUCUUGCUUGGGUUGGUUUAGCCCAGGCCAGGUCUUCGUGCUAGAUGAAUAUUGUGCUCGUUACGGUGUGAGAGGAUGCCACCGCCAUCUCUGCUAUCUGAAUGAAUUGAUGGAACACUCAGAGAAUGGUGCUGUCAUUGACCCAACCUUGCUCCAUUACAGCUUUGCCUUUUGUGCUUCUCAUGUUCAUGGCAACAGGCCUGACGGAAUUGGAACAGUCACCAUUGAAGAAAAAGAGAGGUUUGAAGAUAUUAAGGAAAGGCUUGCUUCUCUUUUAGAAAACCAGAUAAGCCACUUCAGGUACUGUUUCCCUUUUGGGCGUCCAGAAGGAGCUUUAAAAGCUACACUUUCAUUACUUGAAAGGGUCUUAAUGAAAGAUAUUGCUACUCCCAUACCAGCAGAAGAUGUGAAGAAAGUGGUUAGAAAAAGUCUGGAGAAAGCAGCCUUGAUCAAUUACACUCGGCUUACGGAUUAUGCAAAAAUAGAAGACACACUGAAUCAAGCGCCUCCUUCGGUAAAGCUGGAAGAGGUUAUUCAUUUAGCAGAGCUCUGCAUUGAAGUCCUGCAGCAGAACGAAGAGCACCAUUCAGAGGGAAAAGAGGCAUUUGCUUGGUGGCCAGAUUUGUUGGCUGAACAUGCAGAGAAAUUCUGGUCCCUCUUUACGGUUGACAUGGAUUCAGCACUGGAAGCCCAGCCACCAGACUCCUGGGAUAGUUUUCCUCUCUUCCAGCUGCUAAAUAACUUCCUAAGAAAUGACUCACUUUUGUGCAAUGGAAAGUUUCACAAGCACUUGCAAGAGAUUUUUGUUCCCUUGGUCAUCCGCUACAUUGAUCUCAUGGAAUCAUCCAUUGCCCAGUCCCUUCACAGAGGUCUUGAACAAGAAUCAUGGCAGCCUGUCAAGACCAUCACCAACAGUCUUCCCAAUGUAGCUCUUCCAAAAGUUCCAAGUUUGCCUCUUAAUCUUCCACAGAUACCUAGUUUUUCUGCACCAACCUGGAUGGCUUCUUUAUAUGACUCCACUAAUGGAUCAGCAACAUCGGAAGAUCUGUUUUGGAAACUUGAUGCACUACAGAUGUUUGUCUUUGAUCUUCAUUGGCCGGAACCAGAAUUUUCCCACCACUUAGAGCAGAGACUUAAACUUAUGGCCAGUGAUAUGAUUGAAGCCUGUGUCAAGAGAACAAGAAUUGCAUUUGAACUCAAGCUGCAAAAGACAAGCAAAUCGACAGACUUGCGCAUUCCCUCUUCUGUAUGCACGAUGUUCAAUGUGUUGGUUGAUGCAAAGAAGCAAACAGCUAAACUAUGUAUUCUGGAUGGAGGGCAGGAGCAACAAUACCAUUCGAAAAUAGACGACUUGAUAGAAGAAACAGUGAAGGAAGUAAUUUUGCUCCUUGUUUCAAAGUUUAUUGCAGUGUUGGAAAGCGUGCUGUCUAAAUUAUCAAGGUAUGAUGAAGGCACUUUCUUCUCAUCAAUACUUUCAUUCACUGUGAAAGCGGCUGCAAAAUAUGUUGAUGUUCCUAAACCAGGGAUGGAUCUAGCAGAUACUUAUAUAAUGUUUGUUCGUCAAAACCAAGAUAUACUUCGUGAUAAGAUCAAUGAAGAAAUUUACAUUGAAAGAUUGUUUGAUCAAUGGUACAGCAGCUCCAUGAAAGUCAUAUGCAUGUGGCUGGCUGAUAGAUUAGACCUCCAGCUUCAUAUAUACCAGCUGAAAACGCUCAUCAAGAUAGUGAAGAAGACCUACCGAGACUUCAGGUUGCAAGGGGUGCUGGAAGGAACUCUGAACAGCAAAACAUAUGACACCAUCCACAGCCGUCUGACAGUAGAGGAGGCCACAGUCUCUGUGUCUGAUGGGAGUGGACUUCAAGGCAUCACAAUGAAGGACAGUGAUGAAGAAGAAGGAUGA
This is a messenger RNA of Gekko japonicus, 3900 nucleotides long. Its product is annotated as calcium-dependent secretion activator 2. NCBI's taxonomy places the organism in Eukaryota, Metazoa, Chordata, Lepidosauria, Squamata, Gekkonidae. Gene Ontology annotation, cellular component: glutamatergic synapse. The transcript has 29 exons. The record is from RefSeq and is a predicted model, not a curated record. Gene Ontology annotation, biological process: synaptic vesicle exocytosis; positive regulation of exocytosis; dense core granule exocytosis. Bases 1 to 3900 code for a protein of 1299 amino acids.